Molecule: messenger RNA, 315 nt
Organism: Peronospora farinosa
Lineage: Eukaryota; Oomycota; Peronosporomycetes; Peronosporales; Peronosporaceae
Source: the annotation of a GenBank genome assembly
AUGCUCAAGGACAUGGAUCACGAACAAAUGGGAGGCACACAGGUAUGGGAAGACAACCAAGGGGCAAUCGCUUUGGCUAGCCACGCCGGAUACCAUGCGCAGACUAAAAAUGUGGACAGUAGGCACCACUUUAUUCGGGAGAACGUGCAACAAGAAUUUUUGAAGAUCGACUACAUCAACACGGAAAAAUCAUCUUGCGAAUAUGCUGUCAAAGGCACAGAGGACCAAAACGCUCUAUUUCUGCACGAGACAACUGGUAUCAAGACCAAGCCGACACAUAACAAACACAGCAUUAGCGGCAAGUGGGAGUGUUAA